AUGUUUUCCAGCCCAGAGUUCUGCUGCACCGAUUAGAUGUUGCUCAGAAGCGGAUUGUUAAAGAAGAUUCUUUAGACCAAAGACCUCGUGCCGACCUGCAUCAGCCAAGUCCCCCUCAAAUAAAGGAGGAAGAGAAGGGAGUCUACAUCAGUCUGCCAGGAGAGGAGCUCAAUGGGAAGGAGGUGAUUAAUGCCAUCAGGCUUCCAGUUGCUGCUCCAAUAAAGACUCUGGAUGAUGAACAGUCUCCACUGCUCUCACAGCUUUAUCCAGACCAAAUUAAAGCCAGAGAAUCCGUCAGGAUAAAAGAUCAUGGAGAUGCUUUCAUUUCUUUAGAGACUGAAGACACUGAGAAGGAUGAAGAGGACAGUGAUGUAGAACACAGUCUCUCUGGGCUAAAAGACUUGUCAGACUCUGGACAUAAGACAUGUUCUACAGAGAAGAAAAAUGUGGAUUCAGGAAUGAAAGUCCAGACAGGAGUGAAGCUUAGCUGCCAAGACUGUAGUAAAACAUUUAUUGGAAAAUACGCUUUAAACAAACACAUAAGAAUCCACAUAGGACAGAAGCCUUUCUAUUGUGAUCUAUGUCAAAAAAGUUUUGGCCGAAAAGCAGAUUUAAACACACACAUGAGAAUCCAUACAGGACAGAAGCCUUUCGGUUGUGAUCUAUGUGGAAAAAGUUUUAGCCAGACAUCAAUUUUAAAUAGACACAUGACAAUCCACACAGGACAGAAGCCUUUCAGUUGUUGUCUAUGUGGAAAAGAUUUUAGGCAAACAUCAACUUUAAAUAGUCACAUGAGAAUCCAUACAGGACAGAAGCCUUUCAGUUGUGAUUUAUGUGGAAAACGUUUUAGCCAAACAUCAGUUUUAAAGAGACACAUGAGUAUUCAUACAGGACAGAAGCCUGUCGGUUGUGAUUUAUGUGGACAAACAUUUAUUGACAGCGGAGGUUUGAAGACCCACAUGAGAAUCCAUACAGGACAGAAGCCUUUCCGUUGUGAUCUAUGUGAAAAAAGUUUUAGCCGAAAAGCACAUUUAGAAAUACACACGAGAAUCCAUACAGGACAGAAGCCUUUCAGUUGUGAUCUAUGUGGAAAAAGUUUUAGCCAAAAAUCAAGUUUGAAGACCCACAUGAGAAUCCAUACAGGACAGAAGCCUUUCUGUUGUGAUCAAUGUGGACAAAGAUUUAUCCGAAAAGAUACUUUGAAUACACACAUAACAAUCCACACAGGACAGAAGCCUUUCUGUUGUGAUCUAUGUGGAAAAAGUUUUAGCCAAAAAAAUGUCCUCAUCCUACACAUGAGAAUCCACACAGGACAGAAGCCUUUCUGUUGUGAUCUAUGUGGAAAAUGUUUUAGCGAAAAAGGAACUUUAAACAAACACAUAAGAAUCCAUACAGGAGAGAAGCCUUUUGGUUGUGAUCUAUGUGGAAAAAGUUUUACCGAAAAAGGAACUUUAAAUGAACAUAUAAGAAUCCAUACAGGACAGAAGCCUUUCUGUUGUGAUCUAUGUGGAAAAUGUUUUAGCGAAAAAAGAACUUUAAACAAACACAUAAGAAUCCAUACAGGAGAGAAGCCUUUUGGUUGUGAUCUAUGUGGAAAAAGUUUUACCGAAAAAGGAACUUUAAAUGAACAUAUAAGAAUCCAUACAGGACAGAAGCCUUUCUGUUGUGAUCUGUGUGGACAAAGAUUUAGGCAAAAAGCACAUUUAAACAUGCACAUGAGAAUCCAUACAGGACAGAAGCCUUUCUGUUGUGAAAUGUGUGGAAAAAGAUUUAGCCAAAAAGCACAUAUAGAAAUACACACGAGAAUCCAUACAGGAGAGAAGCUUUUCGGUUGUGAUCUAUGUGGGAAAAGUUUUAGAGAAAAAGGAACUUUAAACAAACAUAUAAGAAUCCACUCAGGACAGAAGCCUUUCUGUUGUGAUAUGUGUGGAAAAAGAUUUAGCCAAAAUGCAGAUUUAAAAAUACACAUGAGAAUCCAUACAAGACAGAAGCCUUUCGGUUGUGAUCAAUGUGGAAAAAGUUUUAGCAGAAUAUCAGAUUUUAACAUACACAUAAGAAUCCACUCAGGACAGAGGCCUUUCGGUUGUCAGUUAUGUGGAAAAAGAUUUACCAAAAAAUCAACUUUAAAUAGACACAUGAGCAUCCAUACAGGACAGAAGCCUUUCUGUUGUGAUCUAUGUGGACAAAGAUUUAGCCAAAAAGGACAUUUUAACAGACACAUGAGAACCCAUACAGGAGAGAAAAUGGCUCUGCUAUGAAAACUAACUCAAACACAGCUGUAUUUGCUGACAGAUAUUUGUCUGUUGUCAUCAAACGCAACAGUCUUCUCUUGGUAGUUUGAGCAUUUCUCUUGUAGCUAAUGUUUAGACUUGUGUUAAAACAUUUAAAUUGUUUUAUUCUUGAUCAGCACACAGAUGUGCUCCAGACUGAGCUGUAGCACAUCUGUGUUCUCAGUCUAUGCACACUGCUGUAACCACUAGACUCAUUAAGCUAAUGUAAAAAAUGGCCACAGGAUGUGCCCCAACACAUAAUUUCUGGUUGAUCUUUGACAACAGCGACCUCUAGCUUCCUAAAUUACCAAUUACUAACCCAUAAUUAUUUCCAGGAGAAAUAAUUACAUUAUUAAAGGAGAAGUCCAGUCAAAAUCAGAAUUCGGUCUUGUCAGAAUUUAGAU
This is a messenger RNA of Fundulus heteroclitus (mummichog), 2674 nucleotides long. Its product is annotated as gastrula zinc finger protein XlCGF57.1-like. Gene Ontology annotation, cellular component: nucleus. NCBI's taxonomy places the organism in Eukaryota, Metazoa, Chordata, Actinopteri, Cyprinodontiformes, Fundulidae. Bases 459 to 2258 code for a protein of 599 amino acids. The record is from RefSeq and is a predicted model, not a curated record. Gene Ontology annotation, molecular function: DNA-binding transcription factor activity, RNA polymerase II-specific; RNA polymerase II cis-regulatory region sequence-specific DNA binding. The transcript has 5 exons. Gene Ontology annotation, biological process: regulation of transcription by RNA polymerase II.